AUGGGCGCCGCGCGCCUCCCGGUGCUCCCGGUGCUGCUGCUGCUGCUGCUGCCCGCGCCGGGACCCGGCACCGCCACCGCCCCCUGCGCGCCCGCAGCGCCCCUGCCGCUCCUGCGGCCCCGCGCCGGCACCGGGGACAGCGGCAGCUCCGCCGGCGGCACCGGGGACAGCGGCGGCGCCACCGCGCUCAGCACCGGCUGCGGCGGCGCUACCGGAGGGGAGCGAGGCGUCGGCAGCGCCGGAGCCGGGCAAGGCCGCGCAGGCAGCGGGGGCGCUGGAAGCACCGGAGGCACCGGAGGCCCCGGGAGCACCGGAGACGCUGUGGAUGCCGGAGGCACCGGGAGCACCGGUGGCGCUGGGAGGACUCAAGUCCUCCAGGACCCCGCUGGCACCGGGAAUACUGGGCCUAAUGGGGACACCGGGAACGCCGACACCCCCGUGGGCACCGGGGGUGUGAUGGACGCCUGGGAUAUUGGGGGCACUGUGGAUACUGGGAGCGCUCCAGUCCCCAGGGACCCCGGGAAGACCGCAGGCACCGGGGCCAUGGGGGACCCCAACCCCACGGGGCCCCGCCGGCGCCGCAGCCCCAACACGGCGCCGCAGUUCCAGCCCUCCAGCUACCAGGCAUCGGUGGAGGAGAACCGGCCGUCGGGAACGCCGGUGCUGCGGGUGUCGGCGCUGGACCCGGACCCGGGUGAUGCGGGUCGGCUGCGCUACGCCAUGGCCGCCCUGUUCGACAGCCGCUCCGACGGGCUCUUCGCCAUGGACCCCGUCACCGGCGCCAUCGCCACGGCCGCGCCGCUGGACCGCGAGAGCAAGAGCACGCACGUGUUCCGAGUGACGGCCACGGACCACGGCGCGCCGCGGCGCAGCGCCAUGGCCACGGUGACGGUGACGGUGACCGACACCAACGACCACGACCCGGCCUUCGAGCAGGCCGAGUACCGGGAGAGCGUGCGGGAGAACCUGGAGGUGGGCUACGAGGUGCUGACGGUGCGCGCCACCGACGGCGACACCGGCCCCAACGCCAACAUCCUUUACCGGCUCCUCAACGGCGCCGGCGUCAACGAGGUCUUUGAGAUCGACCCCCGCUCCGGUGUCAUCCGCACCCGCGGCCCCGUGGACCGCGAGGCUGUGGAAGCCUUCGAGCUGCUGGUGGAGGCGGCGGAUCAGGGCCAGGAGCCGGGGCCCCGCAGCGCCACGGCCACGGUGCGCAUCGCGGUGGAGGACGACAACGACAACGCGCCGCAGUUCAGCGAGAAGCGCUACGUGGCGCAGGUCCCCGAGGACACGGCGCCCACGGCGGCCGUGCUGCGGGUGACGGCCACCGACCGCGACAAGGGCAGCAACGCGCUGGUGACCUACAGCAUCGUCAGCGGCAACACCCGCGGCCACUUCUACAUCGACGCGCAGACGGGGGCCCUGGACGUGGUGACCCCCCUGGACUACGAGGCCAGCAAGGAGUUCACCCUGCGCAUCCGGGCGCAGGACGGCGGCCGCCCGCCCCUCUCCAACAUCAGCGGCUUGGUCACGGUGCAGGUGCUGGACGUCAAUGACAACGCCCCCAUCUUCGUCAGCACCCCGUUCCAGGCCACCGUGCUGGAGAACGUGCCCCUGGGCUACUCCGUCCUCCACGUCCAAGCCAUCGACGCCGAUUCGGGGGACAACGGCCGCUUGGUUUACACCCUCCUGGAGACCGGCGCCGGCUUCCCCUUCGCCAUCAACAACGGCACCGGGUGGAUCGUGGUGGCCUCCGAGCUGGACCGGGAGGCCGUGGACUUCUACAGCUUCGGGGUGGAGGCGCAGGACCAGGGGAACCCCCCCAUGGCGUCCUCGGCCAGCGUCACCGUCACCGUGCUGGACGUCAACGACAACAGCCCCGAGUUCACGCAGCGGGAGUACGGCGCCCGCCUGAACGAGGACGCGGCCGUGGGCAGCAGCGUCCUCACCGUGUCGGCCGUGGACCGCGACGCCAACAGCGUCAUCACCUACCAGAUCGCCAGCGGCAACACCCGCAACCGCUUCUCCAUCACCAGCCAGAGCGGCGGCGGGCUCAUCUCGCUCGCCCUGCCCCUGGACUACAAGCUGGAGCGGCAGUACCUGCUGACCAUCGCCGCCUCGGACGGCACGCGCCACGACACGGCGCACGUGGUCGUCAACGUCACCGACGCCAACACGCACCGGCCCGUCUUCCAGAGCUCCCACUACACCGUCAACGUCAACGAGGACCGGCCGGUGGGCACCACGGUGGUGGUGAUCAGCGCCACGGAUGAGGACACGGGGGAGAACGCCCGCAUCACCUACCUGAUGGAAGACAGCAUCCCCCAGUUCCGCAUCGCCGCCGACACGGGCGCCGUCACCACCCAGAUGGAGCUGGACUACGAGGACCAGGUCUCCUACACCUUGGCCAUCACGGCGCGGGACAACGGCAUCCCGCAGAAGUCCGACACCACGUACCUGGAGAUCCUGGUGAGCGACGUCAACGACAACGCGCCCCGGUUCCUGCGCGACUCCUACCAGGGCUCCGUCUACGAGGACGUCCCCGCCUUCACCAGCGUCCUCCAGGUCUCGGCCACCGACCGCGACUCGGGCCUCAACGGCCGCGUCUUCUACACCUUCCAAGGUGGGGACGACGGCGACGGCGACUUCAUCAUCGAGUCCACCUCGGGCAUCGUGCGCACCUUGCGCCGCUUGGACCGCGAGAACGUGCCGCUGUACGCGCUGCGGGCCUUCGCCGUCGACAAGGGGGUGCCGGCGCGGCGGACGCCGGUCGCCAUCCAGGUGACGGUGCUGGACGUCAACGACAACCCGCCCGUCUUCGAGCGCGACGAGUUCGACGUCUUCGUGGACGAGAACAGCCCCAUCGGGCUGGUGGUGGCGCGCAUCACGGCCAGCGACCCCGACGAGGGCUCCAACGCGCAGAUCAUGUACCAGAUCGUGGAGGGCAACAUCCCCGAGGUCUUCCAGCUGGAUAUCUUCUCCGGGGAGCUCACCGCCUUGGCCGACCUGGACUACGAGACCAAAGCCGAGUACGUGAUGGUGGUGCAGGCCACGUCGGCGCCGCUGGUCAGCAGGGCCACGGUCCACGUGCGCCUCCGCGACGCCAACGACAACAGCCCCCAGCUGAAGAACUUCGAGAUCCUCUUCAAUAACUACAUCACCAACCGCUCCGGGAGCUUCCCCGGGGGGGUCAUCGGCCGCAUCCCCGCCCACGACCCCGACGUCUCCGACAGCCUCACCUACGCCUUCGAGCAGGGCAAUGAGCUCAACCUCGUGCUGCUGGACCCGCGCACCGGGGACCUGCGCCUCAGCCCGGCCCUGGACAGCAACCGCCCCCUCGAGGCCGUCAUGAGGGUCUCUGUCUCGGACGGCAUCCACAGCGCCGCGGCGCAGUGCACGCUGCGGGUGACGGUGAUCACGGACGAGAUGCUCAGCAACAGCAUCACCCUGCGCCUGGCCGACAUGUCCCAGGAGCGCUUCCUCUCGCCGCUGCUCAGCCGCUUCCUGGACGGCGUGGCGGCCGUGCUGGCCACCCCGCGCCACCGCGUCGUCCUCUUCAACAUCCAGGCCGACACCGACGUGGGCAGCGCCCGCAUCCUCAACGUCAGCCUCUCGGUGCUGCUGCCGCCGGCCCCGCCGCCCGCCGCCCGCUUCUUCUCCUCGGAGGAGCUGCAGGAGCGGCUCUACCUCAACCGCUCGCUGCUGGCCUCCCUCUCGGCGCAGCGCGUCCUGCCCUUCGACGACAACAUCUGCCUGCGCGAGCCCUGCGAGAACUACAUGCGCUGCGUGUCCGUGCUGCAGUUCGACAGCUCCGCGCCCUUCCUGGCCUCCGACACCAUCCUCUUCCGCCCCAUCCACCCCGUGACGGGGCUGCGCUGCCGCUGCCCGCCCGGCUUCACCGGCGACUACUGCGAGACCGAGAUCGACCUCUGCUACUCCAGCCCCUGCGGCGGGCACGGGCGCUGCCGCAGCCGCGAGGGCGGCUUCACCUGCGAGUGCCACGAGGACUUCACCGGGGAGCGCUGUGAGCUCUCGGCCCGGGGGGGCCGCUGCACGCCGGGGGUCUGCCGCAACGGGGGCACCUGCCUCAACCUGCUGCUGGGGGGGUUCCGCUGCCAGUGCCCCCCCGGGCACUACGAGAAGCCCUUUUGCACCAUGAGCACCCGCAGCUUCCCCCCCCGCUCCUUCCUCACCUUCCGUGGCCUGCGCCAGCGCUUCCACUUCACCCUCGCCCUCACGUUCGCCACGAGGGAGCGGGACGGGCUCCUGCUCUACAACGGGCGCUUCAAUGAGAAGCACGACUUCGUGGCGCUGGAGAUCGUGAGCGAGCAGCUGCAGUUCACCUUCUCGGCAGGUGAAGCCACCACCACCGUGUCCCCAUUCGUGCCGGGAGGCGUCAGCGAUGGGCAGUGGCACCGCGUCCAGCUCCACUACUACAACAAGCCGGUGCUGGGCCGCUCGGGGCUGCCGCAGGGCCCCUCGGAGCAGAAGGUGGCCGUGGUGACCGUGGAUGAGUGCGACACGGGGCUGGCGCUGCGCUUCGGAGCCCGGCUCGGCAACUACAGCUGCGCCGCGCAGGGCACCCAGAACGGCACCAAGAAGUCGCUGGACCUGACGGGGCCGCUGCUGCUGGGGGGGGUGCCCACCCUGCCCGAGAGCUUCCCCAUCCGCAGCCGCCACUUCGUGGGGUGCAUGCGGCACCUGCACAUCGACCAGCGCCCCGUGGACAUGGCGGCCUUCAUCGCCAACAACGGCACCCUGCCCGGGUGCCCAGCCAAGAGGCCGCUGUGUGACAGCGACACCUGCCACAACGGGGGCACCUGCGAGCAGGACUGGGACAGCUUCAGGUGCCGCUGCCCCGCGGGCUUCGGGGGCAGGACCUGCCAGGAAGCCGUGGGCGCCCCGCAGCGCUUCGAGGGCCGCAGCCACGUGUCCUGGGCGGGGCUGGCGCUGCCCCUGGCCCUGCCCUGGCGCAUGCGCGUCCAGCUCCGCACCCGGCACCCGCGCGGGCUCCUCCUGCGGGCGGCGGCGCCGCCGCUCAGCGUCAGCGUGGAGCUGGCCGAGGGCCGGCCCGAGGCCGGGCUGUGGCAGGGGGGGGCCCCCCUGGCCCGGCUGCGGCUGCCGCAGGCGUGGGUCAGCGAUGGGCACUGGCACGAGGUGGAGCUGGGGCUGGAGCCAGGGGGGGCCCCGGGGCCCCCCCGCCUGCGCCUGGGCUGCGACUACGGCCGGUACCAGGCUGUGACCAACGUGUCCCUGGAGCUGGGGGAGCUGCAGCUGCAGACCCUGAGCAUGGGGGGGCUGCCGGGUGAUGGGGGCACCGUGGAGCAGGGCUUCCGCGGCUGCAUGCAGGGCCUGCAUCUGGGCGAGGCGGGUGCUGGGGCACUGCACGUGGCCGCGGUGUCGCGGGUGGCUGUGACUGCGGGCUGUGACCUCCCGGACCCCUGCGCCGGGGGGCCCUGUCCCCCCCACAGCGACUGCGCCGGCCAUGGGGACACCGUCACCUGCCGCUGCCACCCGGGGCACUUUGGGGACAGCUGUGUCAGUGCCUGUGCCCUCAACCCCUGCCACCCCCCGGCCACCUGCGCCCCCCAGCCCGGCUCCGUGCACGGCUACGCCUGCCUCUGCCCCCAGGGCCGCUUCGGGCCCUACUGCGAGCACAGGGAGGCUCCGCCGUGCCCUCGGGGCUGGUGGGGGCACCCCACGUGCGGGCCCUGCAACUGCGACAGCGCCAAAGGCUUCGACCCCGACUGCAACAAGACCACGGGCGAGUGCCGCUGCAAGGAGAACCACUACCGCCCGGCGGGCAGCGGCUCCUGCCUGCUCUGCGACUGUUACCCCACCGGCUCCCUGUCGCGACGCUGCGAUAGCGCCACGGGGCAGUGCCCCUGCAAGGCCGGGGUCAUCGGGCGCCAUUGCGACCGCUGCGACAACCCCUUCGCCGAGGUGACGGCCGGCGGCUGCGAAGUGAACUACGACAGCUGCCCCCGGGCCAUCGAGAGCAGCAUCUGGUGGCCACGGACCCGCUUUGGGUUGCCCGCGGCUGCCCCCUGCCCCAGGGGGGCUGUGGGGACGGCGCUGCGGCACUGCGACGAGCACAGGGGGUGGCUGCCCCCCAACCUCUUCAACUGCAGCUCCCUCGCCUUCGCCCCCCUGCGCGCAUGGGCUCAGCGCUUGGCCCUGAACGGCUCCCGCCUGGACCCGGCGCAGUCCCGGCGCGUUGCGCGGCAGCUGCACGAGGCCACGCGCGGCUCCGGGCUCGGCUUCCCCAGCGACCUGCGCCUGGUCUACGGCCUGGCCACGCGGCUGCUGCGCCACGAGAGCGCCCAGCGCGGCUUCCGCCUGGCGGCCACGCAGGACGUGCACUUCACCGAGAACCUGCUGCGGGUGGGCAGCGCGCUGCUGGACAGCAGCACCAAGCGGCACUGGGAGCUGAUCCAGCAGACGGAGGGCGGCACGGCCUGGCUGCUCAAGCACUUCGAGGACUACGCCAGCGCCCUGGCGCAGAACAUGCCCCAGACCUACCUGAGCCCCUUCACCAUCGUCACCCCCAACAUCGUGGUGUCCGUGGUGCGGUUGGACAAAGGCAGCUCCGCGGGCGCUCGGCUGCCGCGCUACGAGGCGCUGCGGGGGGAGAAGCCACCGGACCUGGAGACCAGCGUCAUCCUGCCCGAGAGCGUGUUCCGGGCCCCCCGCGGCCGGCAGCCCUCGGCUGGGCAGGAGCGGGCACCGCAGGGCACGGGCGGGCGGCAGCAGCAGCAGCAGCAGCAGGAGGGGGAUGAAGAGGAUGAGGAUGGAGACGAUGAUGACGAGGAUGAGGAGGGUGAGGAGGAAAAGGCUCCCCUGGUGACCCGGCGCAAGCGGCACCCGGCCCCGGGCGAGGGUCAGGCCAUCGCCAGCGUCAUCAUCUACCGCACACUGGCGGGGCUGCUGCCCGAGCAGUACGACACCGACAAGCGCAGCCUCAGGGUGCCGAAGCGCCCGGUGAUCAACACGCCGGUGGUGAGCAUCAGCGUGCACGCGGGGGGCGCGCGGGCGCCGCGGGCGCUGGAGGAGCCCAUCACCCUGCAGUUCCGGCUGCUCGAGACCCAGGAGCGCUCCAAACCCAUCUGCGUGUUCUGGAACCAUUCCCUGCUGGCGGGUGCCGCGGGCGGUUGGUCGGCGCGGGGCUGUGAGGUCGUGUUCCGCAACCGGAGCCACGUGAGCUGCCAGUGCCAUCACCUGACCAGCUUCGCCGUGCUCAUGGACAUCUCCCGCCGCGAGAACGGGGAGAUCCUGCCGCUGUCGGCGCUGACCUACGGCUCGCUGGCCGUGGGGCUGGCGGGGCUGCUGCUGGCGGUGCUGGCGCUGGGCGGGCCGCGGGCGCCGCGCUCCAACCGGCACAGCAUCCGCCGGCACGCGGCCGCCGCGCUGCUGCUGGCCCAGCUCGUCUUCCUGCUCGGCAUCAACCAGGCCGACAGCCCGCUGGCGUGCACGGUGGUCGCCAUCCUGCUGCAGUUCCUGUACCUGAGCGCCGUGGGGUGGGCGCUGCUCGAGGGGCUGCACCUCUACCGGCGCCGCAGCGAGCCCCGGCACGUCGACCGCGGGCCCAUGCGCUUCUACCACGUGCUGGGCUGGGGGCUGCCCGCCUUCAUCACCGGGCUGGCCGUGGGGCUGGACCCCCAGGGCUACGGGAACCCCGACUUCUGCUGGCUCUCCAUCCACGACAGCCUGGUCUGGAGCCUGGCCGGGCCCAUCGCCUGCGCCGUGGCCGUCAGCAUCUUCUUCCUCGUGUUGGCAGCCAGGGCCACUUGUGCCACCCCACAGGGCUUUGAGAAGAAGGGCACCGCCUCCGCGCUCCGCACGGCCGUGGUGCUGCUGGCCCUGCCCAGCCUCGCCUGGCUCCUGGCGCUGCUCUCGGUGAACAGCGAUGCGCUGCUCUUCCAUUACCUGUUCGCCAUCAACAACUGCCUCCAGGGCCCCCUCGUGUUCCUAUUCUGCGUGGUGCUGAGCAAGGAGGUGCGGAGGAGCCUGCGCCUGAGCUGCUCCCGCCGGCGCAGCCCCGACCCGGCGCUGGCCACCAAAUCCACCCUCACCGCGGCCUAUGGCGGGGACAGCACCUACGUGGCCGGGCGGCUCUACCCGGUGCCCGGCGGCGGCUCCAGCGGGUCCCUGCACAGCACCGCGAAGAGCCAGCACAGCUACAUCCCUUCGUGUGCCG
Molecule: messenger RNA, 8197 nt
Organism: Pezoporus flaviventris
Lineage: Eukaryota; Metazoa; Chordata; Aves; Psittaciformes; Psittacidae
Gene: CELSR2
Product: cadherin EGF LAG seven-pass G-type receptor 2
Biological process (GO): homophilic cell-cell adhesion; cell surface receptor signaling pathway; G protein-coupled receptor signaling pathway
Cellular component (GO): plasma membrane
Molecular function (GO): calcium ion binding; G protein-coupled receptor activity
Source: RefSeq, a predicted model, not a curated record